UGUAAUUCCAAAGAAGCUGGUUCUGACUCCUCUUCAUCUGAAGAGGAGAAGCAAAAACAGUGCACGAAUCGCUAUGCUUCAAGCCCAAAAGGUUCACCUGACCAACUGCCUUGAUGAGCGCUCUGAAUGUCUUGAGUCAGUUUGCAGAGGAUGCCAAUGCUGAGUUCAGCAAAAUUGGAGAGAAUGGUCUCAAAGAGCUUGACAAAGCCAGUGCCAGGGUCUGCUUAUAACUUAUAUAAAGCUUUUAUUUUUACAAUACAUGACAGCAUCUGCUAUUUUGCAAAAUCUCUCCUCCAAAUAACAACAGUUCUCCUGACGCAGCAGAUCAUGGCAAACCUGGAGAACCUGAAGCAGGCUUUUGAAGGGACUGCAAAAAUUAACAGACAGGAGAUUGAAAAGAAUGAGAGGGUGACGGAGGAAUUUGAGGAUCAGAUCAAGCCGGACCAAAUUGAAGGCCUGUUCUUCAAGAAUCUGUGGGAAAAGGCACCUCAAGGGAACAUAGAAGCUAAGUUUGAAGCACCAAAGAUUGGAGAAGUCACAAAGGAGAGUGCAGGAUCAAUGAUCUGAGAAAUAUUUGUGCUUAUAUCAUUGCUGCUUGUCAAAUUGGAAAUGCUGUUGCCACUACUCCUGAGGUAGAAUGGAGAAAAGCUGCAGCAUUGGGUUUGAUAUUUGUCCGCCUACUAGCUCAGUACAUUUAUAAGC
Elaeis guineensis (African oil palm) is the source of this 702-nucleotide messenger RNA. The record is from RefSeq and is a predicted model, not a curated record. NCBI's taxonomy places the organism in Eukaryota, Viridiplantae, Streptophyta, Magnoliopsida, Arecales, Arecaceae.